This is a messenger RNA of Calidris pugnax (ruff), 3693 nucleotides long. It is a transcript of the gene RGS10, whose product is annotated as regulator of G-protein signaling 10. Lineage: Eukaryota; Metazoa; Chordata; Aves; Charadriiformes; Scolopacidae. The record is from RefSeq and is a predicted model, not a curated record. Bases 64 to 609 code for a protein of 181 amino acids. The transcript is spliced from 5 exons. Gene Ontology annotation, molecular function: GTPase activator activity; G-protein alpha-subunit binding. Gene Ontology annotation, biological process: regulation of G protein-coupled receptor signaling pathway.
GGGGCGGGACGGCGGGUAACGGGGGAAGGCGCGGCCGCCCCCUCCGGCUCCGGGCAGCCCGAGAUGUUUAACCGGGCCGUCAGCCGCCUCAGCAGGAAGCGUCCGCCGUCAGAGAUAAAUGACAGCGAGGGUCACCCAAGCAGCAGCCACCAGACCUUGAAAGGAACCUCGAAAUGGGCUACAUCACUGGAGAACCUCCUCGAAGAUCCAGAAGGAGUGAAACGAUUUAGGGAAUUUUUAAAAAAAGAAUUUAGUGAAGAAAACGUUUUGUUCUGGCUAGCAUGUGAAGAAUUUAAGAAAACACAGGGAAAAAAACAGAUGCAAGAAAAAGCUAAAGAAAUUUACAUGACUUUCCUGUCCAGUAAAGCCUCCUCCCAAGUCAACGUUGAAGGGCAGUCCCGUUUGAAUGAGACCAUUCUGGAGACACCUCACCCUCUCAUGUUUCAGAAGCUCCAGGACCAGAUAUUCAACCUCAUGAAAUAUGACAGCUACAGCCGCUUCCUAAAGUCAGACAUAUUCCUAAACCAUAAGAAGUCCGAGGAGCAAGAGGAGAAUUCACCAGAGGCUCAGACUGCAGCCAAAAGAGCAUCAAGAAUUUACAACACAUGAUGCAGUGAAUCUCUUCAGGAGAGGCAAUAGAUAACUAAAUUACACUCAGGAACAGUCUAGGUUUAUAGCAGUUGCAUUUAGGGCUUGAAAAGCUCAAAACCUUUUUAGGAGAUACUUACCUUCUUAAUUGCUUGAAUGACUAAUUGUUUUUGCAUGAUAGCUAAUAACCAAACACCCAUGGAAAGACUGUUUCUUAGCUAAGAGGCUGAGGUAUUCCUCCAUAACAUGAAUUGCGUUUCAUAUUUCACAAGUUAAAAGGCUUUCAAUUUUUGUAUUUUCUUUUAUGAGGCACCGUGACGAUGAGAAAUGGGAGAGUGAGUGGUGGUUAUUUUUGCCUUGUAAUUUUUGUUUGUGACCGGCUUUAAAUCCGGAAUUGCUGGGAGAAGCUAUUGAGGAGUGCAUUUCACAUUGCUUUGUGGAUGAGUCAUUCACAGCAAACUUAAUCAUGAAGGGACAGCAUCUUUCAGGGUUAAGUUCAGUAGAAUUCCAUCCCUUCCUGUGUAACUUUUCUUUCCAGGUGAUAUCUGUUUUGCUUUGCCUUUGUUGUUGAAUCAAAACAGUUCUCUAGUCAUUAAUUUUUGUAUUUCUUAAAUUUCCCCCUUUUUUUUGCAGUAGACAAUCACCUUCUUCAGAGGAUGGAGUGACCUGUGUUCCCUUGGGAGCAAAAGCUCUCAGAUAGAGGGAAUCUCUGAAGAAACUUCUAACAGCCAUUAGGAAUACCUCACUCUGGGCACACUGAUUUCAGCAAAGCCCGACCAGGGCAUGUCCUACCUGUAACAUCAGUGUCUGAUGCCAGUAUUGGGAAGCAUCUGGGCUCUCCUAGGUCCUCUGACCAACAAAGUCUGGCUUUGUUUUUACUAAAAUCUUCCUACUUAAAAUCACCUGGCCUGAUUUUGUUUGUCCCAGAGAAGUAUUUCAGGGUUUCCUAAUCGUAGCUUUUGGUAGCUGCAGCGGAACGAGGGGUUGAGGUUGUGGUUUGGCCAUUCUCUCAUCAGGCUUGAGAGGAAGGGGAAUUUAUUUCUGCCCAGAGCAAUCAAAGAUGAAAUGUCAGGGAGGUAAAAGUAGAAGCUCCUGUUGAGCCUUCCAUAUUGCCCAGAGACUGUGUCAGUGCUUUUCAGCACAUUUUGGCAUACCAUUUUUCAUGUAUUUUUGAAUUAAUUCACAGCAGUGUUACUAAACUGCAGUUUAAAUUGGGAAAGCCUAUUAGCUACAUGCUCUAUUUACAAGCUUUGCAGGGUGUAGUCUGGCUGUUUCACAUUCAUUAUUUACUCUCUCUUUUUUUUUGCACUGCUUUUCUUGAACUUUUGUUUAUGUGCUGGCUAGUCUAAAUGCACAGUUAGCUUUUGAUCAUGUUAUAGUUCUUUUUUUUGUUGGAAAGGCCAGAAAUGUUUUAUUCAUUACUGUUGCUAUCAAUGUUUUAAAACUAAGUCUAGAUUGUGUUUUUUGAGGAUGCAAACUCACUUGGUAGACUUGAUUAUUUCUUUUAACUCUGAGCCACUCUUGCAGGUAACAUGUAAAGAAAAUUGUUUUCAUGGGCUCCUCCCUAGUGAGAUGUAAGAGUGGGAAUGGGAGUUCUGAUUCUUCCCCCAGAGCUAAGUGGCCUGCUCAUUUUUAGGAAGUCAAAGUGCCUCCUUAUGCAUGUCUAAGGUGUAAUUCUUAUGCACUGAGUUUAUUUUCCUUUUAUGCUCUCAAAAGGUUUAACGGUGAAGUCACAAUCUUGCUUCAGGCACUUUCGGUGGUAUUUGACCUCAUGCUUACGUGGUAUUUCAAUGUUUCGCUGAAUAGGAAAAAAGUUAACACGUAGGUGAAUCCUUUUGUUGUGAUGGGGACUAGGAAAUGGGACCGUCCCGGUCUGGACUUGCCAACUAUUUGUAAUCUCAGGAUUACCUGUUCUGAAAAUUCACUGUAACAACGAACUUUUAACACCUACCACAGCAGAGGAUGGAACUUCUGAGACCAUUGAAGUCCUUGGGCGUGGGCUGCUUAAGCGCCUUUAGGAGCUGGGAUUUGUCUCUUAGUGACACACAAACAUGCAGGAUGGGGACCUUCAUGGGAGAAAUGCGGGGUGAGCUCUUACCACAUUCAUCACAUGGAUGCACAGUAGAUUCAUUUUUAAUCAUAUUGAUUUUAAGAAUGCACGAGUAAGGGACAAGAGUCUUUGACUAUCACGUUUAAAAAUAAUAAUAAUAAAAAAUAAAACCAGGAGCUGCAUGGACAAUGGUAGGGCAUUAAAAAGAGAAAAUACUCGUUUGUAGCUGCUUGUAAUCAACGUUCCUUGGCAAUACGCUCCCUAUCAGGUACUGUAUCAUUUGCUUGUUCAGAGCACUUGCCCCAUAGGAGUAGACACAAAGGUGCUUUACACUACUACCAACCGAAAAUUACUCAUAUGGAAAUGUGAGUUUUAGCAGCAUCUCAGUGCCUAUGGUGUUUAUUUCAAUACCUACGAUGUUUCUAAGCUAAUAUACCUGAAUCCUCAAAAUUCUUGAUCUUUGAAUUGCUCUUUUGCCUCAGCAGUAAAAAGUUUGCUGCCCCAUUGGCUGUCUUAUUUGUGGUGUCUGGUUUUGGUUUGUUUUUUAGAAGAAAGCCAACAACUAGACUUGCAAAGAGCAGAAAUCAAAGUGUGGGUUUUUUUUUCUUUUCUAUCCAUUAGAUGUAUUUUCCAGUAAAAGAGAAAUCGAGGUAAAGCCGUGCAAGCAGAUGUCUGUAUGUACGUGGAGAAGGUUAUUUUGCUUCUAUCAGUGUUAUCACUGAUCAAAUUUAACUUUGUGAAAUGUGUGACGUUUUCUCUAUGUGGCGUAGAACAAAUGGCACAGGCAGAGACAGAUCAGAGUUUCCCUGUGAGUGAAUCCUGCCUUCCAGGAACCGCUGCAAACCUGGUGUGGGACCUGGGGCUGUGAGUGGGUACUCGGAGUUGCUUUAGGCAGAGGUUAAAGAUAGGGUCUGCUCCUUUUCACAGAACUCACACUGAAGGUAUGAGCACGAAAUAGCAAGCAAGAGAAGUUUCAUGCCUGAUUGCAUGCCUUAAACUCUACCCUGUUGUGUGUUUCUCAGCUAAGAAUUAAAAUAUUCUACAAAUAGACCAAA